GAGCGGCCCCGCCGGAAGCGGAAGCGGCGGCGGCGGAGGCGAGCGGAGUUUCCCCGGCGGCGCUGAGGCGGCGGGGCCGGGCGCGGAGCCAUGGGGGACGACAUGAACGUGAUCCCCGAGCGGGAGAUGAAGGAUUUUCAGUUCAGAGCGCUGAAGAAGGUCCGCAUCUUUGAUGCUCCUGACGAUCUCCCCAAAGAGCGCUCCAGCCUCCUCGCGGUGUCUAACAAGUACGGGCUGGUCUUUGCUGGAGGAGGAACCAGCCUGCAGAUCUUCCAGACCAGAAAUCUUCUCAUGCAAAAUCAGCUGGGAGAAGAUCCCAAUAAAAUCGUGGAGAAUGUCCAGAGUACCUUAGUUCCCAUGAAGUUUCCUGUGCAGCACUUGGCUCUAAGCUGUGAUAAUCUCACGCUGUCUGUCUGUAUGAUGUCCAGUGACAUUGGUUCCUUCAUCGGCUUUUUUGACGUCCGCACAUUCUUUAAUCAGGCGAAACAGCAGAAACGCCCCUUUGCGUAUCACAAACUGGCCAAGGACUCGGGAAGCGCAGCGAUGGUCAAUGACCUGAAGUGGAACCCUGCUAGUCCCACCAUGGUGGCCAUCUGCCUGUCGGAUGGCAGCAUCUCCGUCCUGCAGGUCACGGACUCGGUGAAAGUGUACGCCACGCUGCCGUCCUCUGUGGCUGUUACGUCUGUGUGUUGGAGCCCGAAGGGAAAACAACUGGCUGUAGGGAGGCAAAAUGGCACUGUGGUGCAGUAUCUGCCUAAUCUACAGGAGAAGAAAGUAAUCCCUUGUCCUCCCUUUUAUGAACCAGAAAAUCCUGUUAAAGUUCUGGAUGUCCUGUGGAUUGGCACGUAUGUCUUUACUAUUGUGUAUGCAGCUGAGGAUGGGACGCUGGAAACACCUCCAGACGUGGUCAUAGCCAUAUUGCCUAAAAAGGAAGAGAAGAGGCCAGAGAAGUUUGUGAAUUUCAUGGAGCCUUGCUACGGGAGCUGCACGGAGAGACAGCAUCAUUACUUCCUCAACUAUGUUGAGGAAUGGGAUUUAGUUCUGGCAGCUUCAGCAGCUUCCACAGAAGUCAGCAUCCUAGCAAGGCAAGGAGAUCAGAACUGGGAGUCGUGGGUUUUGGAGGACUCCAGCAGAGCAGAACUUCCCGUGACAGAUAAGAGCGAUGAUACUUUGCCUGUUGGUGUUGCUGUGGACUACACCAGUAACAUGCCCAUCCCAAUCAGUGAUGAGAAGACCCUUCCUCCAGCACCCGUUCUGAUCUUGCUCUCCACGGAUGGUGUACUCUGCCCAUUUUACAUGAUCAAUCAAAACCCAGGGGUCAGAUCCCUUAUUGUGACCCCAGAGCCAUUGCUGACAGCAGGGGAGAGAGCGCCAAAAUCAACAGGAAGUGCUGCCGCAUCUCCGACCACUCCGCCAACUUCUUUAAAGCCUGACACGGUUCCAGGUGUUGCUCCUACUGCCCCUGCCUCAAGUCUGCCUCCAGCAGGAGGUGGAGCAGCUGCUUUUUCCUUUAUACCUUCAACCGUGAAGACACCUGGCACUACAACCAGCGAUCCUCCUCCUUACCCCUUUUCCACUGACACCUCCAAGCAAGCCGUGGCUCCCAGUCCAGGAGCAGGAACGUUCUCUUUCUCCUCUGCUUCUCCCAAGUCAUCCGUAACAGCUGCUCCUUCUGUAGGCACCACUGCGGCUACUGCCACCACCUUCUCUUUUGGAUCCGUGAGCUUGAAACCAGCUGCAGACAGCUCACCUGGGCCACCACCCUCCACAACACCCCUUGCACAGAAGUCGUCUUUCACGCCUUCAGCUUCUUCAGUCAAAGUGAACCUCAAUGAGAAGUUCUCUGCUGUAGACACCUCAUCUCCCACUAGCAGCGGUGGUCAUGCCAGUUCCACAAUGUUUUCAUUUUCAACCAGUUUAAAAACUGCUUCUGGAGGUCCUCUGAGUCAGUCCACGCCACCCUCUGCCUCUCCUACCACACCACUGAAGGCUUCAACCCCUGCACCUGCCACAGUGGCACGUCCUGCUCAAAAUAUGCCUACAGGUUCUUUACUACAGAAGACAGCCAAAAUCAACUCUUCAGCAGCAAAGCCAAGCUCUACUCCGGGCAAAUCAGCAGUCCCCAGCGCUGCUUUAGAGAAACAGGUCCACCAGUGGAAGGAUUCAGACCCUGUCAUAGCCGGAAUCAGAGAGGAGAUUGCACAUUUCCAAAAGGAGAUGGAGGAGCUGAAGGCCCAGACUUCCAAAGCCUGUUUCCAAGUGGGUACUCCAGAGGAAAUGAAAAUGUUGCGAACUGAGUCAGAUGAUCUUCAUACCUUCCUCUUGGAAAUUAAAGAGACAACAGAGUCACUUCAUGGAGAUAUUAGCAUUCUGAAGACAACUUUGCUGGAGGGAUUUGCAGGGGUAGAAGAGGCUAGAGAGCAGAAUGAGCGGAAUCGUAGCUUGGGCUAUUUACACUUGCUCUAUAAGAAACCCUUGGAUCCCAAGAGUGAAGCACAGCUCCAGGAAAUUCGACGCUUGCACCAGUAUGUGAAGUUUGCUGUCCAGGAUGUGAAUGAUGUUCUGGAUUUGGAGUGGGAUCGGCACCUGGAACAGAAGAGAAAGCAGAAGCGUUUGAUUGUUCCUGAGCGAGAGACCUUGUUUAACACCCUGGCUAAUAACCGGGAAAUAAUCAAUCAGCAGAGGAAGAGACUAAAUCAGUUGGUGAACAGUCUACAGCAGCUCCGAUUGUAUAACCAGACAUCUCAGUGGAGUGUUCCCAGCGAUACAUCUUCUCUCAGCAGUGCUCAAAGUUUCGACAGUGACCUUGAAAGCCUGCGGAAUGCCUUGAUGAAAACUACUUUGGAAUCACACACCAAACCACUGCCUAAAGUACCUGCUAAAUUAUCCCCUGUGAAACAGGCACAGUUGAGGAAUUUUCUAGCCAAGAGGAAGACUCCACCAGUUAGGUCUACAGCUCCAGCAAAUUUGUCCCGAUCUGCCUUUUUGUCCACAAGAUACUACGAAGAGUUGGAUGAAGUCAGUUCAACAUCCUCAGUUUCCCAGUCUCUGGAAAAUGAGGACCCACAGGCGGCAGACCAGGAAGAAGAGGCUGCACCAGUCCAAGUCCCUCGCCAUGCCCCUGUGGUCCGUACUCCGUCUGUCCAGCCUGGUUUGAUGGCUCAGUCUCUGCCCUUUGGGAAACAGCACCCCUCCUUGGGUACUUUGUUGCCUGCAUCUUCAAACAGAAUCAUACCACAAGGGGCAGACAGUACAAUGCUUGCAACAAAGACUGUGAAACAUGGGGCCCCUGCUCCCACUGUCACUGUUCCAGCACCACAAGCAGCUGCUGCAGCAGCUCUGCGGAGGCAGAUGGCUAGCCAGGCCCCAGCUGUAAGCACCUCCUUGACUGAAUCAACUCUGAAAAACGUUCCUCAGGUGGUAAAUGUGCGAGAACUGAAGACUGGUGCACUGACUCCAGCCGUCUCUGCAGUAAUAGGAUCAUCAGUUCCUCACUCUGCAGCCCAGGCAGUCCACCAGGUUUUGGCAACUGUUGCUACAAAUCAAGCUAAACAGACACCUCUAGCAAGCUCACUGAAGGGACAAACUCUACCUUCCUCUGUGUCUGCACCUUGUCCUAUGGCAUCUACACCUGGUCCAACGUCAUCUGGCAACAAAAUCUCAGGACAAGGGACAGUAAAAACAGUUACAGCUGGGACUUCUACAGUGACAUCAGUACCAGCAACAACUGCGCAGCUCAACAAGGCAUUCUCGUUUUCUUCUGUGGGGUCUGGGUUUAAUUUUGGUGUUGUCACAUCAGCUUCUUCAUCACCGACGCUGCCCAGCCUCGCUUCCUCACAAGCCCCUGCUAAGGAGUCCAACCAGCCUGAUUCGUUUUCACUUGCCGGGGGUUCCAAAUUUGGAGCAGUCCCUGAAAGCUCUUUUGCUUUUGGGUCCCUCAAGCCAGCAAGUGCUUCAGGAGCCGUGGCAGCAAGUAGCUCUUCAGCAGAUGGCACUCAGUCAAACAAACCUGCUGCAACAAUGUCUUCUGCUCCCUCUGCAGCCUCUGGCAAGUUGGAUCUCUCUCCACCUAAGCCAGGGGAUCACUUGUUUCAGAGCAAUCUGUCUGGGGAAACUCUUGGGAGCUUCUCAGGACUACGUGUUGGUCAGGCAGAUGAUAACGUCAAGACCACCGCGAAAGCACCGUCCAUCAGCGUUGCAGGAACACAGUCAACUAAAGCAUCAACAAUACCUUCUGGGUUUACCUUCAGUGCCCCCCUGUCAUUAGGAAAAGCUGGAGACGCCACUUCGUUGUCAGUCACGUCAGCUGGCACAGCAACCGCGUCCGUCAGCACUAGUGCUACAGGCAGCCUCUUCGGCAACAUCCAGAUAACCAACACAGGGUCUUCUGGGGUAUUUAACCUUGGAGGCUCUAGUGGAAACAAACCCACCUUUUCAUUUGGUCUUCAGCAAGCAAACAGUGUGAGCACAUCCACCUCUACCCCUUCCACUCUCUCUGCUUCAACGUCCCUCUCAUUUGGAAAUUUCUUGAGUUCGUCGCAGACUGCUGCCCCUGCGGCAGCUUCUAGUAAGGGUGGAGGGGAUGCCAAAUCACUGCCAGCUUCAGAAAAAACAUCUGAAAACGAAGCUGUAGCAGCUGGGUCUUCACCUCCAAUGACACAGUUGCCACAGCCACAGGUACAGCUUUCAGAGUCCAUCAAAGAACCCCCUUUACCCCAGGCAGCAGGUGGGGACACCGGCGCCGUGGACUCUAGUACCGCAUCAGUAGCACCUCCGACUGAUGCUGUUGCUACUCCAGCUUCCACAAGUGAUUUGAAGGCACUGGUGCCUUCUGCUGCAUCUGCAUCCGUCCCACCAGAUCAGAACAUCCCGGCAACAACCGCUGCGACAAACGUUGCCUCUGCUGCAGAACCAACGAGCACGUUGGCUGCUGCUGCUGAUGUCGCUACGUGUGUUCAGAGUCCAGCUGUUGGUGCCUCCGUGUUUGUCCCUACUUCUGCAGGCUCCUCAGUGUUCGCUCAGCCUCCAAAUUCGAGCUCUUCUGGCUCUGCGUUUAGCCAGCCUACUGGUGAUACAACUGCCACUCCUUCCACGCCAUCAGUUUUUGGACAGCUACCAGCAGGUACCACAGCAUCAUCUCCCUUCGGGCAGCUCACCACCAGUACGUUGUCCACUGCCACCGCUACCACGCAGGCUGCCAGCACGGGGUUUGGUACUUCUGCUUUUGGCACCACCACUACUGGGGGCUUUGGUCAGCCGGCCUUUGGGCAAGCACCAACUUUCGGGCAACCAGCAAGCAGUUCUUCAAGUGGUUUUACCUUUAGCCAGUCUGGAUUUGGGACAAUGCCCGCUUUUGGCCAGCCGGCGGCUUCCACAGCAGCCUCGAGCAGUGGCAGUGUGUUUGGAGCACCGGCUAGCACCAACAGCGCGAGCUCCUUUUCCUUCGGACAGCCAUCCCCCAGCACCGGGGGCGGGUUGUUUGGACAAACCAGCCCUCCAGUGUUUGGGCAGAGCAGCACCUUUGGGCAAGGGGGCUCUGUCUUUGGUAACACUGCCGCCGUUACUACUACUACGUCAUCUGCUGGGUUCAGCUUCUGCCAAGCUUCAGGUUUUGGUUCUAGCAACACAGGUUCUGUGUUUGGGCAAGCAGCUAAUACUGGAGGCACUGUCUUUGGCCAGCCAUCUUCUUCCAGUGGAGGCCUGUUUGGAGCUGGAAAUGGUGGGAGAGGUUUCUUCAGUGGUUUGGGAGGAAAGCCAAGUCAGGAUGCAGCCAAUAAGAAUCCUUUCAGUUCCUCCAGUGGAGGAUUUGGAUCUGCAGCUUCCCAGAACUCUUCUAGCUUAUUUGGAAACAGUGGAGCCAAGACCUUUGGAUUUGGCAGCUCAUCUUUUGGAGAGCAGAAGCCUACAGGCACUUUCAGCUCUGGUGGAGGAAGCGUGGCAUCUCAAGGCUUUGGGUUCUCUAGUCCAACCAAAGCAGGUGGCUUCGGUGCUGCUCCAGUGUUUGGCAGCCCUCCCACUUUUGGGGGAUCCCCUGGGUUUGGAGGGGUGCCAGCAUUCGGUUCAGCCCCAACCUUUUCAAGCCCUCUGGGCUCGACGGGAGGCAAAGUGUUCGGCGAGGGUACAGCAGCAGCCAGCGCUGGAGGAUUUGGGUUUGGUGGUACCAGUAAUAAUACAGCAUCGUUUGGCACGCUAGCAAAUCAAAAUACCCCAACGUUUGGAUCGCUGUCACAACAGGGUACUGGUUUCGGCACGCAAAGCAGUGGAUUCUCAGCUUUCGGGACAGGUGGAGGAGGGUUUGGUUUUGGAUCAACUAACACAUCUUCCUCUGGAUUUAGUGGAUGGAGAAGCUAAGAACAUCCUGAACUCUCCUGUAGAACUGUGCUGUAGCUCCUACAUUCAUGAGUCACCUAUGUGAUCAAUAUCCAAACAGCUUUUCUUUUAAAUAUAAAUUCUGACUUUAAAAAAAAAAAAAAAAAAGAUUAUGCUUAUUUUUUAUGCAAAACUUGUUCUCUAUAUUAAACUAUUUUAUCUG
Messenger RNA from Cygnus atratus (black swan), 6532 nucleotides. It is a transcript of the gene NUP214, whose product is annotated as nucleoporin 214. The record is from RefSeq and is a predicted model, not a curated record. Bases 91 to 6351 code for a protein of 2086 amino acids. Gene Ontology annotation, biological process: protein import into nucleus; RNA export from nucleus. The transcript is spliced from 36 exons. Gene Ontology annotation, molecular function: protein binding; structural constituent of nuclear pore. Lineage: Eukaryota; Metazoa; Chordata; Aves; Anseriformes; Anatidae. Gene Ontology annotation, cellular component: nuclear pore.